This is a messenger RNA of Leptopilina heterotoma, 2591 nucleotides long. RefSeq names its product zwei Ig domain protein zig-8-like. The transcript is spliced from 5 exons. Gene Ontology annotation, biological process: synapse organization. Bases 913 to 1866 code for a protein of 317 amino acids. The record is from RefSeq and is a predicted model, not a curated record. Gene Ontology annotation, cellular component: neuron projection membrane. Lineage: Eukaryota; Metazoa; Arthropoda; Insecta; Hymenoptera; Figitidae.
AUCAGCGUCGAGCUCAAACCCGUUUAACGUACCGUCCAAACGUUUAUGACGUUUUCGAAAUUACAGUUUACGCUCGGUAAGUGCGCGGCGCGACGAUGUUGUUACACGCAAGUCGAGCGAAUACUGAUUCUCGCAAUUAAUUGCAGUAUGAUGCGUUUGUAAUUAUCCGCUUCUGAACUGUGUUUAAUCACUUUCAGUGAUCCAUUUAUUUACAGUUUCAACUUCGUGUUGUUAGCAACCGGGUUUUAAAAAAAAGAAAGAAAGAAAAAAAAAACAAAAACAAAGUUCUCCCUUGUGACUUUUCUUCUUCGUCUUGUUUUUUUUUCUUGUUUCUUCUUCUUCGUCUUGUACUUUUUUUCCUAUUAUACCAACUGUGCCAGGCCCUUAGGAAAUGGAUGAUAUGACAGAUGACUUCUUCUUCGCGUCAGAAGAUUUCCCUCAAAGCAAUGAUUGCGCGAACUGAUUCACAAAGUGAGAGGUGAAAAGCCCCGUUAUAUUGAAGUGGGAUACUUAUGCUAUAUCUAUACAUUCUACAAAGAGGUUUCAUGCAAUAUCGUCGUCUAGUUGUGAACUUGUGAACAAUAUUUGAACCCCCCUUUCAACUCCCUUUCACCCCCUUAUUUGAAAAUCCUCCUUAUAUAUAUAUAUAUAUAGUGUUCUGUAUGUAUAUAGAUAUAAAGUUGAUGCAGACCAAGAGUUGAAGAAAAUCGGACGAGUGAGAGAGAGAAAGAGAAGAAGAGAGGGGGAUGGAUGGGGGAGUAUUGUUGUCCCUCCUCGAAGAAAGUUGAGAAGCAGUGAACUUGAUAUUGUUGAGAAGUGAUAUUUGCAAAAUUCAGGUCGCGAAUGAGGCUGAAUCAGAGGAAAAGGACAAGGAGGAGGGGGCGAUUCUAAAAUAGGCGCUAGAGGGGAAAAAUGGUGCUUGAGGCGCCGAGUUUGUGGCAGGCUGGCUUCAACAUAUCUCAAUGGCUGAUGAUCAUUAUACACGGAUAUCGUGCCACUGCUGUUAUACUGUCUCUUCUACUUCACGUUCUCGUGAGAACUGACUAUCCCUCUGCAGUUACGGCCGAAGUAGUCGGGAUGAACGCCAAUUCGUUAGAUCGUACACUUAAACCCUUAGACGUUGAUUUAGCGCCGACUCUUCCGAUGACUUUCGGCACUGAAAAUUCUACAGUCAUUUCUUCUCAGUCCGGCUCCACUGCAUUGUUGCCCUGCGUUGUUCACAACAUUGGCGAAGGAGUGGUCAAUUGGAUCAAGAGAAAAAAGACACACGAAUUGCUAACUGUUGGUUUGACAACUUACGCUAGCGACGAACGUUUUCAAGCGAUUCACUUUCAUCACAGUGAAGAUUGGACCCUUCAAAUCAAGUACGUUCAACAAAGGGAUGCUGGAAUGUACGAGUGCCAAGUAUCCACCCAUCCACCCACCAGUAUAUUUCUAUUUCUCGAAGUUGUCGAGGCGCGCGCCGAAAUAAUAGGACCAGCGGAGAAAUUUGUACGACCUGGAAGUACACUUCAACUUCAUUGUUUAGUGAAGAAAUCGACGGAAACGCCGUCCUAUCUUUUUUGGUACCACAAUAUUCGAAUGAUAAAUUACGAUGUUGAGCAAGGUGUUAAUGUGAGUACGGACCUUUUGGCCCGCGAGAGUUGGUUGGAAGUGCCGCGGGCAUCCGGCCGUCAUUCCGGAAAUUACACCUGCGUUGCCAGCAAUGCCCAGCCAGCUCGAGUUUUCGUUCACAUUUUCAACGGUGAUAAUCCAGCAGCAAUGCAACAUAGCCUCGCCUCAUCUCCAUCGGUAAUAGCGUACUCCGCCCUGAUGACCUUAUUGACCGCACUCAAAAUCGCACUUCAUGCUAUAUCUAUUCGAUAGGCUCUCCUCUCCUAAACUCACUUUAAUUAUGAGGUAAACGUCAGCGUAUCAAAGCUCUCUCCUCCCUAUAUGCUAGAAUUGUGCAAUCCCCCGAAAGCUUCAGUUAAUUGGACGAGCCUCUUAAGGUAUUUAGCAAAAGAUUAGAACAAUUCAAGUUAUUCAGGAAACAAUUCUAUUAUAUAGACGAAAUUAUCUUCAUUUUUUCUUCUUUUUGUUAAAUAUGGAAAACAAAUAAUAAAUAAAUGAGAGGUACUAUUGUGGGAAUUGUAAAAUUCUCUCUUUUUUUUUUGAUUAAUAAAUCGUUAAUUAUUGUCAAUUUAUUUCAAAUGCUUUUCAUUUGCGGUGGUCGGUGAUAAUCGUUAAUUGCUGCAAAUUGAAGAGAUUUUUCAAGUGAAGGUAAUAUUUUUCGAAUAAUUUGUAUGAAUAAAAUAUUUUGACUAAAUUGGUAUAAUUUGGACAGUGUUUUCAAUUAAAAAAGAAGCAGUUUUGUUUCAUUCAUAUUUCCGAAGUAAUUUGAAAGUAAUUUAAAAAUAAUGGAAAAAUUUUUAAAAGUAAUUUAAAAAUUUUUAAAGUAAUCUUUUAUACUGAGGAAAUUAAUAUAAUUCUUUAGAGACUAUUUCUAGAGUAUAUUUAACGAAUAUUAAUUUAUGAUUGAGAAUAUUCGUUAAAUACUCAAUAUUCCACUUGCAAACUUUACUUACGUAAUGAAUAUUUACAAUUUAAUA